AUGACUCAUUCUACAGAUUCUGAUUUUGAUUUUGUAUCAACAGCUGUUCCAAACGAUGAAUCUGAUGAAGAAAUCUAUGUAAAAAAGAGAGCCGGUGAUAGAAAAUAUGUUAAAGGAGUGACAAAGAUUAAAGAAGCAAAAAGGAAGAGGAAUAGUGGGGACAAUCGUGCAGCAAUAAAGAAGCAAAAAAUCGUGAAAGAGCAAAAGACUGUGAAAGAUAUAUUGAAGGAGUUGCCUUCAACAAACACUAGAUCAACAGCUGGAUUAAUGACAGAUGUUGUAAGUUCUUUGACAUCAGAACAAAAAGAUUGGGUGAAACAGAUGAGAUUUAAAGCAUUUUUGAAGAUCAACAUUAAGAGUAUUCCCUUAAAACUUUGCCAUUUUGUGCUUGAACAUUAUGAUGAAGGCACAAACAGUAUUCUGAUUAAAGGAAAAAGAAUAAAGAUCACAAAGGAAAAAAUUCAUAAAGUGUUUGCUUUACUCAAAACUGGAAAAAGCUUAUUUGACUUGGACAUGGUUAGCGAAGAUCAUCAAGUGUUUGAUGGAUGGAUGAAGGAACUUGAAGGUGGAAAGGAACAUGCAACAAACUACAAGAAGAUUAUUCAAAAAUCUGAAAAAGUGGAUAUGAAUUUCAAGCUGGGUUUCAUAGCUUUAUUUGUUAAUACGUUUGUAGAAUCCAUUCCUAUGGGGACAAACAACUUAGUUCCAGUUAGAGCACUUGUUGAAGUAGAUGACAUUUCUAAAAUCGAUUGGUGUGCGUAUUUGUUGUACUAUGUGAAAAAUUCAAAAGGGAGAUGGCGUCCAGACAACCCCAAGUGUUAUUACAGAAGCCCGAUGUUGUUGCUAUUGCUAAUUUACUGUGAUGACAUUGAAUGCAAGCUCCAAAAAAUAGAACGUAAAACAUCAUUAGUUACGAUGUGGAUAGCAGAUAAGUUGAAGGAAAGAGAAUCUUUUGAGAUUGAAGCUGGUGGAUUUGGGGUUGGAAAUCUAAUUGAACAAAGUUCAAAUUUAGAACGUGAGAAAAAUGAGAAUCAGGAGAAUGAGAAUCAGGACACACGUAUUGAGGAGUAUGAAAAAAGUUUCAACAAUGUCUCAACUAAAAAGGAUAAUAUGGAAGAUAUUAUUUUUCAUUGUCUAUCGAAAUUUCCUGAAGACAAUAGAACGAAGGAGAUGAUAAGGAAGUUUAGAGACAUAUUUUCAACUACACUUUUUUCUAGUCGAGAGAAAUCAGAAACUAUUAAGGAGAGAACUGAAGUCAAAGCAGAUAGAGAUGAAGAGCUUAAUAAAACAAACAUUUCUGAUUUUAUUGAUGAUAAAGAUGAAGGUAUGAAUACAAAGUUGGUUGUAUUUUUAGCGGUUAAACCAUUACAACAGAAGUUUCCAGAGAAUGAAGAAAGACAAUAA
Molecule: messenger RNA, 1404 nt
Organism: Lactuca virosa
Lineage: Eukaryota; Viridiplantae; Streptophyta; Magnoliopsida; Asterales; Asteraceae
Source: the annotation of a GenBank genome assembly